AUGGCCUCGGCUGCUAAUGCCUCCUCAGAGCAGGAAAACAGGGACCCCGAUCGGCCGAGGAUAACGCGGAGGAACAGGGGGAACUAUCGCACAACAGCGCCGGAUUUGGAGUAUUUGCAGCGGCCAAGUUACUGCGAUGCAGCUUUCGCCUUGGAGCAAAUAUCCGAGGUGCUUAUUCUUUGACACGUUUGAGUGAAAUGCUAUGGGUAUGCUUCUACUAUAUAGUGAAACUGCCCAACUUUGUCAAGUCGCUAGGUAACGGGAUAGCUACGGGACGGGCAGGGUAGGGGGAGAUGGGUUAGGGUGUAUACUAGAGCUAUACCUUGUAGCCUAUGUUGUGAUUUGCUAUUCAAGAAUAGUUAACUUUUCUCGCAUAUAGACUAAUCCUCCUCCUUGGGAAUGUAGGCUACACAUUGUAGUCUAUAAAUUGUAACUUUCCUAUAAUGGUAGGCUACACUAUAGGCUACAACGUUUCAAUAACGGUCGCGCAACAUAGGCUACACGGUGUAGGCGAUUCCCUACUUUUGCACAAUUAAAAUGUGCAUAAAUGUUUAGGCCUAUGUGUUUGCGUAACGGUAGUACAAUAUUUUAACUGCCCAGACGUCUGUACGAUAUUAUCUUUACUGGGGAGUCGUUCUCCGUUCUCUUCUCCAAAGCAAAAAUCCAUGUGGCUGCCCUCUUCCGUUCACAAAUAUUGUCGUAGUUUAACUCCCUCCGAGAUGGCUACUCCACUCCCCAGCUCAGAUCACACAAGUAGCUCAAUGGGAAUGGAAUUGUGUUGUGUGUGAUUUUGCGGCAGCGUAAAACCCCACGUGAAUCUUUUGGGGGAUUAAUAUAAUAAUUCGAUACAAUGUAUCACAUCAAGGCUCGCGCGGUGUUACACUGUGUCACUGACAGCAAGCAUUGCUGCGCGUUCCCCUCCUUGUCCGUCUGUGUGUGUGUGGUAAAAACAAAAAUGUAACGGACUUUAGUCCUAUCGUCCAAAACCGCUGCUUACGUCGCUGGCUCGCCAACUUUAUAUCUAUUUCCUCCCUCGACGUAGGAGGUCCGACCAAGUCCUCUUUUGGCCAGAAUAACAGGCCUACUCCGAGGUUCUUAUUUAGAACAGUUUACAUUGAUGUACCAUAUUGAACACACUGCACAUAUACAGUAUGCUAUAAAGCAUAGCCUACAUAUAAACAGCUCAUGCAUUAUAGAAGUCCGCAAAUUAAGUGUUGAUCUAGAACGACAAAUUGCACCAAUCACACCAUUGUCAUAACACGUUCAUUAACAUGUCUUAUAUUCUAUGACAACCGUGAUGUCCUCAUCCCAUAACACUACACCCCAUUGAUCAAUAAUGAUAGGCCUACAUCUUUGAUGCUCCCAGCACUUGUUUGGGGAGUAAUAUUUAUGUAGACUUUCUCUUGUCUUGUCGCAGGGGAAGGCGACUGGAAGAAAAGCACCGCUGUGGCUGAGAGCGAAGUUUCAGAGACUCUUGUUUAAGUUGGGCUGUUACAUACAAAAGAACUGCGGAAAGUUUUUGGUUGUGGGCCUCUUGAUAUUCGGAGCUUUCGCUGUUGGCUUACGGGCAGCUAAUCUGGAAACCGACGUGGAGAAACUCUGGGUAGAAGGUAAGACAAUUAUUUAUGAUUUUGGUCCUUUUAUUUUGCCUGUUGAAUCGUUUGUCUUUCCUGUUGAGAAUAAGCUAAAGUCUGGGAAGGGAUAAGGUUGGGUGGGGUGGAAAGGGGUGGGGGGUCUUCAAAACAAGCUGGGGGGAAUGUUUAUUAUAUAGCAGCAGUUUGACAAGGGGCCAGGUUACAACUUGAACAUAUUUUUAUUUCGUUUCAUGUUAUGGUUUUUGUUGCGUUGGAUAUGUUGAGUUAACGCUGCAUGUGGGGAAAGAAGGCUCACAGAGUAGCUCAAAAUGUUUCUUUAAGUUAAAAGGAAAGUUGUUAUUAAGUUUAUGAUAGUUUUGGAGAAAGGAAAUGUUGUCAAAGCCGCCAUUUUGUGAGUGUGUGUGAGUGUGUGUGCGUCUGCCUGCCCCCAGCAGUUGAAUGUGAUCCGCGCACAGCUCGGAGACUGUGUGUGGUCCCGUUUUGGACAGCUCUCAACUUUCCAAAAAGAUUUGUCUCCGGCUGAAGGAAAAAAGCGGAGUGCGGACAGAAACGCAUGUUUACAAAAGUAGACCGUCUGAAACUCAGGGUUAUGCUAUUCUUUUUAGUUAUGUAGAGUGUAUUUUUGUUGAAAGGGGGUCUUUUGAGUAUGGGUGGUGAUUUUGGGGAAAGGGGGAGGGGCCGCGUUUUUUCUUCCUUUGAUCUGCAUUCCAGUAGUUUAGGACGGUGGUAUUUGAGUCACGAAUAGGUCAUCAAUUCACUUUCUUUUGAAAUUUGGGCGGUUUGAAAGAGAUCAUACUUGGGAUUUACGAUUGAAAUGUUAUUGCCUUUUGGUCAUGGUUGUUUACAUAAAAUAUGUCGGCAGUAUCUUUAGCUAUGUUUAGGGUUGGCAUAUGAUUAGUAUAGCGAUAUAAAUGCCGUCAAAGAGAAUACGAUUUAAGAAAAAAGGAAAAUAAAAUAAGUUCAAAUGAACAGUGAAUCAUCCCGACAGAAAUUAGUCCCGUGUAGCUCAGUUGGUAGAGCAUGGCGUUUGUAACGCCAGGGUUGUGGGUUCGAUUCCCACGGGGGGCCUGUAUGAAAAUGUAUGCACUCACUAACUGUAAGUCGCUCUGGAUAGAAUGACUAAAAAUUAAAAUAAAUUUCCCCCUCCCAUAGUUCUCUAGCCAACCGUGCCAGCAGUUUCAGUGUUUACAGAGAGCAUGCUCAUCUGUAAUGCAAGAGCAGUUCAGCUCGUGAGGGUCGAUCAAGCUCUGACAAGCUUUUUCUGGUGCAGUAUUCUAUAACCUACUAGAUGUAUGUUACUUUAAAAGAACUGUCCAAUGUUUCCAGAUUUCUAUGAAAUAUGACCUAUAGUUAAUUACAAUAUGAGUGAAAUAGUUUUCCUUCCAAAAAGUGGUAAAUAAGUAUGUUAAAAUGUUCUGUGUUGAAAUGGUGUUGGGCAUACCCCAACAACAGAAUGGUGUGGGUGUAAACCGGUCAUUAAAAAUAUUCAUACUAGGAGACCACUGAUUGGCCAGAUCAGCCAAUGAGCCAACAUGACAUCAUGUUCUAUGAGGAAAUAGCAAGCAUUUUUUAAAUGUCUGUUUGAGAUGUUUUUUUAGAAAGUGUUUUUUCUCCAGUUUAUGCUUUGACCACAAAUACGAGUAUAGGACGAGUCAACAACUUUAUUUGGGUAUGAGUUAACAGAAUAUUAACUUUUAAAAGUGAGAUUGUCCUUGGACAGUUACUUUAAACAGUAAUAGGUUAUUACUGUGUGCUAAAGAUUUGGUUAAGCAAUGUUAUUUUAAAGCAUGUGGAUUCUGUCAACAGUAGAUUGUCUAAUAAAUACCUUUAAUGUCAAUGGCCAAAUGCCUUUUCUUUGCUCAAUAUCCCAUGCCUACUACUCUUAUAGUUUACUGAAGUUAGCUGACACAGAGUUACAAUAAUGGGGUGUUAAUAAAGCACAACAACAUCAAGUGGUAUCUUCUUUCCUGGACCCAUCCUAAUGUUGCAUAGUUCCAUGGUGAUUCACACACAAACCUGUCAACAGAAGGUCAACUACACUACAGCACAUGCUUUUACAGGGUUACUAUCUCCUUACCCUGUGUUAUUGUUUUGUUAUGUCAAGAUGUCAGAACCCAUGGUCAUCUACUAGUUUAUUGGGAUGACGGAUGGCUGUGGUUUGCAUGUGCACACAAGUGCAUGAGAACACACACACACUAUUCCCAGGUCUAGGGACGUGAGGGGUUCCAGAUGCUGGUUGGGAGAGAUGUGUUUGUUUAGAUUAGACUGCACAGCUGAGGGAUAGAUUAGUACUGCCUGGACAGUGGAGGGCUGCUCUGGGCUCAGCUCAGCACAGGGGGAACUGUGGUCCAACAUCAAUGUGAAGAGGGAGAGAGGAGGGGAUGAGAGGAGGGGAGAUGAGAAGAGGAGAGGAGGAGAAAAAGGAAGGUAUGAGAAGAGGGGAGGAGGAGAAGAGCGAGAGGACGUCUGUUUAUGUUUAAUUUGGAUCCGUUCCUCUGCAUGCAACCUCUACAUGACCCCACCGGGGAGCUCUGGCCAUUAAGACACACAUACACCAACACACACCAUAGCAGAUCUCUCAUCGGAAUUGAGUGGAGUUGCAUGGGUGAUCUCAUGCUGUCUUUCGUCACCUGCUAUGCUUAUGGUAAGGCUUCAUCCUGCUAGGUCCGUAGUUUAGUACUGCAGCUUGUCUUAUUCAAGGAGAAUCACAUUCAGCUGCCUUGGUUGGGGUUGACUUUCUUCACACAAUAAGUACCCCAGUACCCAUAAACACUAAGACUACACUCUCAUUUAGAUACAGAAAGCUGUGUUUAUUAGAAAUGUUGAGGGAUGGACAGUUAAAUCAAACAGAUAAAAGAAGAAAGAGUAGAAAGAAGUGUCUGUGUCAUCCAACAGGCAUAAGCACUGAAAAGCUUUUUGGAUCUCUUUGGGGCAAACAGGUUGAUCUCUUGACUUGGCGGGAAAAAUGCAUAGAUACAGUACAUGUAAAUGCGAUUAUGGAUGAAUUAAGAUUUAGGAUGCUGACUUUAUACGUAGUAGAGGUCGAUUAAGCUGUGUACAUUGAUGAGAGUAGUGACAGGAAGUGACCUGCCUAAACAGGAAGUUGCAGUGUUGUGGUGGGCUCUCCUAUUCAAAUAUGGCUGCCAGGACACUUCUUUCUCAAGGCUGUUCAGAUUUAUCAGCAGUGUUUCAUAUCACCAAACCCUUAGUGAUUUUCUAAAUCAAAUAUAUGACUAAUUUCCCUCUAGCAGAGACGUAUCCGAGUAGAAAAGAAAAGGAAGCGAACUCCCUGGUCCUCAUGGUAUGAAAGUAGAGCCAUCCCUCGCCAUUCUGGGUUAACACAAACACAGGCCAAAUUGUAAAGAAAAUACCAGCGCUGGCUGAGUCUAAUUAAAACAGUAUGGCGUAAACAUUAGUCUUCCUGUAGAGUGGCCCCUCGCUAGCUACCUCUGCAUGCUGAGAAGGGCUGGGGUUUAGCAGAGAGGCUGGGGCUAUGGUUAGGGGCUGUGGUGUAGAGUUAGGGCUGUUUUUUUUGGAUGAGUUAGGAAAUAAAUGGUAUGUUAGGUCUGGGGCUGAGGACAUGGGACUGGAAUUGGGGAUAGGGCUGUGCCUGGAGUUUAGACCGAGGGAGUUAGGACUGCUACUAGGCCUUGUUGCAGGGGGUUGGGAUGAUGCUGGGGCUAGGUCCUGUAGAGCAGGACAGAGGCUGGGGCUCCUAUGAAGUCACUGACUUUGGGGCUCUCCCACCCUCUAUCACCCCCUGAAUUGUCCAAUCCGUUCCCCCUUAAUUUAACCCCUGCUUGCACAGCACUCCUCCUCCUACUCAUACCCUUCCUCCUCCGAGCCCAUCACCCCCACCCCCCCCCCACGCACGCACGCACACACAGAAAGAGAGAGAGAGAGCAGGGCAGAGUUUGGGGCCAGGGGCCACAGGUUUGGGGUCUGUGUGUGGAGGCGCCGCUAUUCAAAACCUCACCUGAUACUCACCCUGUGGCCCUGGUGUAGAGUGAGGAAUCACAGCAGAGAGAGAGGGGGGGGGGGAGAGAGAUAGGAGGAAGAGAAUGAGAAGGGGCACAAAAAGGUCACAGCAGCUGUCACAAUUAGUCCCUGUAGUUUUCUGUGUCUGGGAGUGUUUGUGUGUAUGUGUGUGUGUGUUCAAUGCGCUGAGAGUGUGUCACUGUUUUUGUGUGUCUUAUUUGUCUCCCAUCCCUCCAGCAGAGGGCAGUCAGAUUUACUCUGACUUCUAUUUGUACUAUAUCAAUGUUUAUUAUCAUAGUUUUUCUCUCUCCCAGCUACUGCUGGUGCUUCUUAUGGAUUUGCUUUGGUUUUCUAUUCCACAGCAGUUAGUCAGGGCCUGGGUGAUUCUCACAAAACUGCCACUUGACUGAAGAAAAAAAACGUCUUCGAUCACUAAGAUUAGGAUCUGUAUUUAUCUGUUUCAUAAUUAUUGUUAUGUUUAUUGAUCAGAUAUGAUGCAUUUUAACACAAAUUCCCCAACUACAAACGCAAAAAUUCUCAUUAUCGCAAUAGUUUGUGAAGUCCAAAAAAGUAGUGAACAAAUCAAUUUCAAAUGUUUUUUAACAUUGCUCACCUAAUGAAAAGGCCUGAGUUAAACAUAACACUGAAAACAAAUACAGUUGAAGUCGGAAGUUUACAUACACUUAGGUUGGAGUCAUUAAAACUCGUUUUUCAACCACUCCACAAAUUUCUUGUUAACAAACUAUAGUUUUGGCAAGUCAGUUAGGACAUGUGCAUGACACAAGUAAUUUUUCCAACAAUUGUUUACAGACAGAUUAUUUAACUUAAAAUUCACUGUAUCACAAUUCCAGUGGGUCAGAAGUUUACAUACACUAAGUUGACUGUGCCUUUAAACAGCUUGGAAAAUUCCAGAAAAUGAUGUCAUAGCUUUAGAAGCUUCUGAUAGGCUAAUUGACAUAAUUUGAGUCAAUUGGAGGUGUACCUGUGGCUCUAUUUCAAGGCCUACCUUCAAACUCAGUGCCUCUUUGCUUGACAUCAUGAGAAAAUCCAAAGAAAACAGCCAAGACCUCAGAAAAAAGUUGAAGACCUCCACAAGCCUGGUUCAUCCUUGGGAGCAAUUUCCAAACGCCUGAAGGUACCACGUUCAUCUGUACAAACAGUAGUACGCAAGUAUAAACACCAUGGGACCACACAGCCGUCGUACCGCUCAGGAAGGAGACGCGUUCUGUCUCCUAGAGAUGAAUGUACUCAAGUGCAAAUCAAUCCCAGAACAACAGCAAAGGACCUUGUGAAGAUGCUGGAGGAAACAGGUACAAAAGUAUCUAUAUCCACAGUAAAACUAGUCCUAUAUCGACAUAACCUGAAUGGCCGCUCAGCAAGGAAGAAGCCACUGCUCCAAAACCGCCAUAAAAAAGCCAGACUACGGUUUGCAACUGCACACUAUUGUUUGUACAGAUGAACGUGGUACCUUCAGGCGUUUGGAAAUUGCUCCCAAGGAUGAACCAGACUUGUGGAGAUCUACCCUUUUUUUCUGAGGUCUCCCCCAAAACAAGCUUGACUGCUAGCAGCUCACGGUUCCCCAAGUCGUAAUUCUGCUCCGCAGGGGACAGCCAACGGGAGAAAGAUGUGCAGGGGUGAGUCUUACCGUCCGUGAUGAACCCCUGGGACAGGAUUGCUCUCACCGCAACGUCUGAAGCAUCCACCUCCACAAUGAAUGGUAGGGAUGGAUCAGGAUGCCCUAGGACCGGGGCCGAUGUAAAGCGUCGCUUAAGCGCAUCGAAUGUGUUCCCCGCUUCCGGGGUCCAGGCGAAGGAGGGCACGCUCGUCUAGGUGAGGGCUGUCAGGGGAGCGGCUAUAGAAAUUAGCGAACCCUAAAAAACGUUGUAGUUGCUUGAGGGAUGAGGGCUGGGGCCAAUCCAGUACCGCGCUGACCUUGGCUGUGUCCAUCCGUAUGUCCCCCUGGGUGACGAUGAACCCCAGGAAGGAGACUGUCUCCGUGUGGAACACGCACUUCUCCGCCUUGACGUAGAGCUGGUGACAGAGAAGGCAUUGGAGGACCUGCCGAACAUGCUGCUGGUGUUCAGUCAUGUCCUUUGAACAUUUUCUGAUGUCAUCCAAAUACACGAAGAUGCUGUGGUCGAGGAGGUCCCUGAGCAUGUCAUUGACCAACGCCUGGAACACCGCAGGUGCGUUGGCUAAACCGAACGGCAUGACUUGGUACUCGUAAUGCCCACUGGGUGUGUUAAAAGCCGUCUUCCACUCGUCCCCCUCCCGAAUCCUCACCAGGUUGUAGGCAUUUCUUCCAGCUUGGUGAAGAUCCGGGCUCCCUGCAACGACUCGAAUGCCGUCGUCUUCAGGGGGAGUGGGUAGCAGUUCUUAACCGGGAUGACGUUGACCGCCCGGUAAUCAACGCACAUGACGUUGCCCACCGUCCGUUUUCCUCACGAAGAAGAAGCCCGUGGCCGCGGGUGAGGUAGAUGGGCGGAUGUGACCCUCGACAAGUGCUUCGUCGAUAUACUCCCUCAUGGCCAGCGUCUCCGACCGGGACAAGGAAAACAAUCACCCUCGUGUGGGCAUGGCUCCCGGCAGGAGAUUGAUAGCGCAGUCAUGUGGCCUGUGAGGAGGUAGGCCCUUGGCACGCCUCUUACUAAACACCUCCCCCAGAUCCCAAUACUCCCGGGGAACGCCUGCCAGGUCUGGGCCGGUGACGGAGUCUGUAGCUGCCGUCCUCCCGGUGGCAACCGGCGGUAGGCAGUUCGGAGUGCGGGACCUGGGGAAGAGGUGAGGUGGUGGUCUGGGACAGUCGUUUGGGCUGAUGAGUGGUCGGUGGAGACCGGAACAGGACGGGGGCGGAUCCUCCCUCCAGGAGGAUGAGCCGCCCCGUGGACCAGUCUAUCCGGGGUUUCUGGGCGACCAGCCAGGGGUGCCUGAGGACAAGGGGACACUCCGGAGAGUCCACAAUGAAAAACUGGAUAUCCUCCCAUAGUCCCCCUGCCACCCGGACAAGCAAGGGGACAGUGUGCCGGGUGAUGAAGCCUGACCCCAACUGCCGGCCGUCCAGGCCCAUGACCGGAACCGGCUCGGAGAGGGAGAGUAAGGGAACGCUCCACCCUUGGGCCAGCCCCGCGUCCAUCAGGUUUUCCGCUGCCCCAGAAUCCACCAGCGCAUGCACCCGAUGCUCAGCGCGGGCCCACUGAACCCUGACGGGGAGAAAAGUCUGGGAGUCUCUGGAGUUGGGGUUUCGAUUCCGACUCGCUAGCACCACUCCCGAUACUAGCGAGCACAACCGUUUCCCGGUUUCUCCGGGCAUAAGUCGCAGUGGUGACCUGCCUGGCGUACAGGCAAUGUCCCUGGCGCAGACGCCUCUGCCUCUCCAUCCUGGACAAGCGCACCGCACCCAGCUGCAUAGCUUCUUCCUGAGGCGUCUCCUCCCUGAAUCGGCUGAAAGCCUCCAGGACGCAGAAACACGCCUUGUGUCAUCUCUCUCUCAAACGCCCUCUAAUGACGCCGAUUGUCUACCCGCACCGAGAGGUCGAUGAGACCGUACUGUCACUCAGGCAGCUCCCUGAAGGAGAGUUCGUCCUUCAUCCCCUCCGAUAGCCCCUGUGCGUAAAGGACGACUAGGGCGGCCUCCACCCAUCCUACCUCUCGAGCCUGGGUCCGGAAAUCCACGGAGUAGUCUGCCACCGAACGGUCACCCUGCUGACAGGCCGUGAGCCGCCUCCUGAACUUGUGCCCCGACACCACCCGAGAGGUGUCGAACACCUUGCGUAGCUCCCGGGUGAAUUGGUAGGAGUCGGAGCACGCCGGAGUUUGGCUCUCCCACUCCGCGGUAGCCCAGGAAAAGGCCCGACCCGUCAACAGAGUGAUGAUGUAGGCCGCCCAGCCCUGCUCCGUCGGGAAGGAGGAGGGUUGUUGGCUGAAUACCAGGGAAAACUGGGUGAGGAAUUCCCUGCAGCCCUCUGGACGUCUGUCACACCUCUCCGGAGGUGGUAGGCGCCAUCUGCCGGGGCUGGUCGGGUGUCCACCCGGCUCUGCACGGCGAUCGUCAGCUGGCGGAGAUUCUCUGUGAUCUGCUGCAGGCUGCGGUCGUGUUGGUUCAGCAUAGCUCCCUGCGUUGCCAAUGCGCUCCAAUACUGUGCUUCCUCCGCUGGGUCCAUACUGGCUCAGUUUUCUGUAAGGGUUGGUGUGAGGUGUGACCCAGGUGCGGUGCAGGAUAGACAGUAGGCUGUAGGUAGAGAUGGUGAAAACAAGGAUCUUUACUGGUGGUCCCGAAACCAGGAUACAAAACAACAGACUUAACACGAUAAAGAAAGGUGGCGCAAAUAAGUCUCCAAAAACAAGCUGACAGCCAAAAUACGAAAUUGUAACUACGACUGAAAUAAUAAAGAAACAGGGAGAACAUUUCUUGAGUACCUGUACAUACUUCUCCGAUCAGACACUGAUUAGUACUGCUGAGCAUAGUGAAACUAGCAGAGAAAACUGAGCAAGGGAACACAGGGAAGUGAGGGCAUAAAUACACAGGUGAACAGGUAGACACAGGUGACACCAAUAGGAUAAUGAUUAGUCCAGACUGUGAGUGAGGAGGUGCCUAAGGUUGUCGCAGGAUGAUACCUAGUGGGUCGCUCCGGAACUGCGACCCCCUCCUGUAACACACGUGUCAAAAUGGGGGAUAUCCAACUUUAAGUGGCGGGGUUGCUCUUUGCUGAAACACAAACUCCAGAUUGUGGCUUUAAGUAAAUUAAAUGGGGUUUAUACACCCAUAUUUCUUAACAAUCCCUACUUAAUCAAAUAACUGAUGUUUUACAAAAAAAUCUAUACAAUAGGUGUAAGCAGUGGUCCUAGUAAAUCAUAAACGUUACCAGCACAGCACACCAUUUGACUAUACAUUAGAAUUAGCUUAUUAUUAUUAUUACCGAAAUUAAGGUUAUCAUUACCGCAACUGACCUAAAAAUAUUAUAGUUUAAUGUAAACUUCAACUAGCAUACAAUUUGUAUGAUUUAUGGACAACCUACAGCAAAAGAUAACAUUUUAUAAAAUGACCCAAUAAUUUAAUCCGGAUGUAUUUCAGUGAUGAGAAUUUGGGGUGAAAAUGUACAAAAUUCAGGUGAAAAUAUAAAAUGUAUUUAAAAUAAGUCACUGUGCCAUAAACUAGUAUUCAGAAUGAUAGUUCAUUAUUGCAGAUUUUGCUACUGCCAUGGUUAAAACUGGUUUCAUGAGAAUCACCCGCCUAGUGUUGGUGUGUGUGUGUCCUCAUUCUGGAAAAGUUGCCAUGCCUUUGCUUAAGCAACAUGACUUGAAGCACAGCUACAUAUUUGCGUGCCAUUGCCCUCAUGACGAAUAAUACGUGGUUAGCUUGUUGUUGUGCUGCUAGAGGCAGAGUACUGUCAUUAUUUAUUUUGGUCUGGUAAUAGGCCAAUAUUGGCUGUUAAAGGUAGACUCAGCGAUAUAACGUAGAUGCAGAGAGUAAAAAGCACAGUGUGACAAUUUCCACAACAACUAAGAGCGUUGAAGCGUGAGGCUCAACUUCUCUGCUUCUCUGUGCAAGUGCGCAGAUACUGUGUGUGAGUGAAGUCUUGCAUCUCGCUCAUCUCAAUAUCUGCAGUGCUGCUCGUGGCAACUUCAUUUCCCUGAGUCUACCUUUAAUAUCGGUGAACUGAUAUAUCGGUCGGGCUAACUAUAAUGCUGAGUGACUGUGAAAAAGGCCCAGUCAACCUUUCAUGUGGACGGAGGAGGAGGAGGGAGAGAGAGGGGGAAGAGGGAGAGAGAGGGGGAGGAGGGAGAAGAGAGGAGGAUAGAGAAAGAGACAGGGAAUAAGAAGAGAAGAGGGAGAAGAGAAAAGAGGAAAGGAAGGGAAGACUCCAAAUGUGGCUUCUUCUCUCUGGUCAGAAUUAUCCUCGUUUUGAUGUGUAUAGGAAGACACACACACAGUCUCCUCUGUUUUGCCUCUGAGUGAGGAGCUAGUUGAAUGGGAAUGGCAGGAUAGUUCUUUUACCCUCCCUCUGCCAUCCUAGACUUUUCCCGCUCACUCUAUCCACUCUCAUUUUGCAGACACAAGCAAUCAAACAUGCACAAAUGCGGGCACAAACACACAUUGUAGCCUAAUUGCACAGCACAAGAAAUAUACGCAUUACACGUGCAUGCAAAUGUGGACACCCGACCAUCCCCAGCAGCCGGCGUCUCCAGUCUCGCCUGCGACAUUGCGGGAACCCUGCCUACCACCUCCGGAGAGGUGUAACGGACGUCCAGAGGGCUGCGGGGAAUUCCUCACCCAGUGUUCCCUGGUAUUCAGCCUACAACCCUCCUCCUUCCCGACGGAGCAGGGCCGGGCGGCCUACAUCAUCACUCUGUUGACGGGUCGGGCCCUUUCACAUACACACAGGAAAACAAGUGGGCUCCAAAUUCUUUGUGUUUAUCAGUUGACUCCAAACAGGAUUAAGCCGUCAGUAGAAUAACAUUCCAACAUGUUAUGUUAAACUUUACUAGUUGAUGAAAUGUGCAGGCGAGCUGGAGAAUGAUUUAGUGUUUGGAAAACACCAUGGCUGUGUUAGUGUGCACAGAGUUAUGGCUCUGUUUUUAAAAGUUUUUAAAAGUCAUUAUUUUAAAAGAGUGUUUAUUCCCAAUGACUUAUAUGGCGAAAUAAAGGUUAAAUAUGUUUGAAAAGUUACAACUCUAGAGUGUGUGUGUGCGUGUGUGUGUAUUGUAGAAAUGGACGGUCUCCCAUUCACAAACCACCUCCUGAGAUGCCUCCAAGCGCUGUGUUUACAUUCUGCAUUCUUUCAGACGCUCUUAUUCAAAAACCAGAGCUCUGCGAAUGACCGACCGCAAGAGACUCCUCCAAAACUUCCCCUCUCCCUCCCUCCUCCUCUCUCCCUCACUCCAUCCUUCUCUCUCUCUCCCCCCCUUAGCUCCCCCUUCUUUCCUCUCUGCCGAAAAGGUCUCUUUCCUCUAACCCCCCCCCCGGCAGGGAAGAGUGGCUCCAGAAUGCCAGAUGUAUUGCAGAGUGAGGCACAGCAAUGUAAACACACAGCCCUGCCAUGACAGUCACGGUGGUCCACCCUCCCUCCCUCCCUCCUCCUCUUUCCUCUCCUCCCUCCCUCUCCUUCCCCUCCCUCCCAGUGCUGGCGGACAGAGGGGCGGGGAGUGUGAGGAAAAGCAGAGAGAGAGGGAAGGAUAG
This is a messenger RNA of Coregonus sp. 'balchen', 12750 nucleotides long. The record is from the annotation of a GenBank genome assembly. Lineage: Eukaryota; Metazoa; Chordata; Actinopteri; Salmoniformes; Salmonidae.